Molecule: messenger RNA, 1464 nt
Organism: Folsomia candida
Lineage: Eukaryota; Metazoa; Arthropoda; Collembola; Entomobryomorpha; Isotomidae
Product: WAS/WASL-interacting protein family member 3
Exons: 5
Coding region: 92-1396 (434 amino acids)
Biological process (GO): sarcomere organization; muscle tissue development
Cellular component (GO): nucleus; Z disc; cytoplasm
Molecular function (GO): actinin binding; structural constituent of muscle
Source: RefSeq, a predicted model, not a curated record
AUAUAAAAUGAGCAACGUUCCCAUAUCUUUAUAUGGACUAAAUUACAUGUGAUGAUUAAUCGGGACAAAAUUAUCCAAAUUCCAACCGGAAAUGCCAGGACGAUGCGGACGUUGUGGAAAAUACGUUGGAGCGGCUGAGGAGCGUCGCGCCCUUGGGAAAAGUUGGCAUGUCGAGUGCUACACGUGCGCCAUCUGUCACCGCGGCUUGGACAGCAUGACGAUCGCAGAACAUGGCGAAUUGAAGGACAUAUUUUGCAAGGCUUGUUACCGCUUGUACAUCGGGCCAGACGGGUACGGUUAUCCGCCCAACGGACCCGCCCUCAUCGCGUACGACAUGGAACGACAAGGCCCACCGCCGGGUUCGGGAGGAAAGUGGAAAACACCGCCGACCCGACUGGGGAAAACGUUUCUGCGGAAAAAGACCCUCCCGAAUAAGGGGUCGGCAGUAUCGGUUCGUUCUGCGGCUCAUUCUGCGACAAGUAAGACGAGCUCCCAUUUUCCGAUUAGGAGAGACUCUCCACGACCACCGAUGGAUAUUACUUCCGGCAACAGUAUGAUCCCCUUACCACCCCCGCUUCCACCUCCUCCUCCUCCAUUCAUGGGAAAAAGCCGCAGUCAAAAUUCUAAUUUUUCAAAAAUUUCUCAAAAUUCUAAUGUCUCAAAGAGUUCUGGAAAAACUUCUGGAAAUCCGCCCCCACCACCACCUCCGCCACCACCACUCCCUCCAUGGUCACCAAGUCCGUUCGUUAACAAAUCUUCCCCCACUUCUUCACAUCGUGGUGGCACUUCUUCCCCAAAAAUACCAAAACCGCCCCCUCUUCCUCCACCCCCACCACCACCAAAAAGUGGGAAACUUUCCCAGGUAAAAAUACCGUCAGAAGCACCAUCUCUGAAAAAAUCGCAAAGUGGUCAUUACCAGAAUUUGGUUGGGGAAAGUAGUACUAGUCGGAGGUCGAGAUCGUCCUCGCCCCCCGUGAAAUCGCAACAGUUCCAGUACCACCAACAGCCCGGCCGAGAUCCGAACUGUCCUCCCCUAUUUUUCUGUGGGGGCAAGUGCAUCGGGACGCCGAGCGUGCCAAGAUAUCCGCCAAAUCCCUCGAUGGAUAAGAGGAUUCCACUCGGACCUAGUUUUGGAGCGGUGAGAGGUGUUCCGAAAGGAAUUGGGGAGCGAUGCAGGAGAUGUGGUCGCCCCGUGUUCCAAGCCGAACUCCAACUCGGUUAUCAUGGCGCUUAUCAUACUGAAUGUUUCAAGUGCUGUUCUUGCGGGAAGAAGUUGGACUCCACGACGGUAGCGGAGCAUCAGGGGGAAAUAUUUUGUAAAGGAUGCUACCGAAGAAAUUUUGCAACAUCCGGUGUCGGAUUUGGAAUUGGAGCUGGGGCGUUGCAGACACCGUAGAAAAAUUUGUGCAAAUUGGUUAAAAUUUUUAAAAUUAUUGGAAUAUUUUACAACCAGAUAAUGAAAUA